UCAACGGUAACGAUAUACUGCGAAACGGUACGCAGAGGCUGACGGGAGACGGAAUAGGAAAGCAUCCUUGAAGUUCGAAAAGGGGUUCGAGAGACGAGAGGUUUUAUCCAUCUCGAGCUCCCCAGGUGUUGAGUUCACUACCUCUUUUCUUUGGGUCCGCAGACUCGAGUAAUCUGAUCGUCAAAGCUCCCUCCCUCUAAAAUCUCCUCCCCACACCUCUCUCUCCCUCUCUACAAGUUCAUGGAGUUUGAGGUGAGAUUGGUGGGCGGAGUAGAGAACUGCUUCGUAUCGCUCCCUCUUCCUCUGAUCCAAACCCUGGACUCCACCCGCUCUGCUCACUUUCCUCUCCCUCAGGUUCUCGCUCUCGAGCUCCGCUCUCUCAGUGACAGCCGGCUCUGGCACGUCGCUUGGUCCGGCGCCACCUCUGCUUCUUCGGCAAUCGAGGUCGCCCAAAAAUUUGCGGAAUGUAUUUUCUUGCCAGAUCAUGCCACAGUUCAAGUUCGAGUUGUUUCCAAUGUACCAAAGGCUACUCUAGUUACUAUAGAACCUCAAAGUGAGGACGAUUGGGAAGUUUUGGAGCUUAACUCUGAGCACGCAGAGGCAGCUAUAUUGAACCAGGUCAGGAUUGUCCAUGAAGAAAUGAAAUUUCCUUUGUGGCUGCAUGGGCACACUGUCAUCACAUUCCUUGUGGCUUCAACAUUUCCCAAGAAAGCGGUGGUGCAACUCAUGCCAGGAUCUGAAGUUGCAGUUGCUCCAAAGAGACGCAAGAAAAAUGUGAAUGCACAUGAAGUUGGUUACAAGCAACAUUGUACUUCUACCAAAGAACAUCAUAUUGCAAGGGCACUAUUGCGUAUUCAGGCUCCAGGCGGGAGAUUUAUUCACAGAAGUAAUGUUCGCGGUGUUGAGCUUGGCGUAGUUCUCACUUCUGUUGCUUUUAUUCACUCAGAAACAGCUAAAACAUUAUCAUUAGAUUCUCUUCAGUUUGUUGUUAUAAUUCCAAGAUCUUCAUCAGAAGAAAGCAUAAAGAAUCCUGAUAAUGAUGCCUUGAGAACAAAAGGCAGUUCAACUCCAAAGGUAGCUGGCACUGGAAAUUUAGCUGACAAGAAGAAAAAUCGUCAAGCAGUUGUUCGUCUUUUAAUUUCGGAUUCAGUGGCUAAAGGACAUGUAAUGAUUGCAAAGCCUCUUCGUCUUUAUUUGGGAGUUAGCUUGCAUUCAUGGGUCUUUCUGAAGGGAUGUGAUGUUAAUUUGAAGAAGGAUAUCCCAUUUCUUUCACUUUCUCCUUGCCACUUUAAGAAGUUUGGGAAGAAUAAUGCUCUUGAGAAAAAUGGUCUAGAAGUGCUCGAUGCCCAUAAAAAUAGCAUGGUAAAAAAUAUGCUUCCGAAAGCUAACUCAGGCACCUAUGUGGAUCAUGUAGAUUGGUCAAUCCAUGAUCAAGUUAUUUCUGCUCUUUUUGAUGAAUCUACUUGUAAAGAGGAUGCGAGGGAUGCUUGUCAGUCCGACAGUGCAAAGGGAUUACAGUGUCUUCUCAGGGCAUGGGUUCUGGCACAGGUUGAUGCUAUUGCUUCAACUGAAGGGGCAGAAGUUAAUAUGUUGCUUUUAGUAAAUGAAACCUUGCUUCACUAUGAGGUGAAAGGUUACAAGCGUGGGACCAAUGGAAAGUUACAGGCUUCGGCCAAUGGUUCUUUGCAGGACAGAAACAAGACUAUGGAACUCCCAAUUGAAAUUUCAUAUAUAUUGACUAUUACUGAUGAAUCUCUUCAUGCUGCAAAAAUAAAUGCAUAUGAGAUUACUUUUGAUCUGAGGAAUGAUAUUCUGGGCAGAGCAUUUGAAAAUCUGAAUUUGGGGAACCCUGUAUCUUUCCAUGCUGUCCAAGAGAGAACCUCUGAUAUACACAUUAGUUCAGAUAUAUCUUCCUUGAGCUGGAAGGGGACGACUGCAUCUGAUGUUAUAAAUAGGAUGAUGGUAUUGUUAUCUCCUUCUUCUGGGAUGUGGUUUACUUCUUACAAUCUUCCUCUCCCUGGAAAUGUGCUAAUAUAUGGGCCUUCGGGUUCUGGAAAGACAUUUUUAGCAAGAGCUGUUGCAAAAUUCUUUGAAGAUCAUGACGGCUUCUUAGCACACGUGGUUUUUGUGUCUUGCUCUCAACUUGCUACAGAAAAGGCCUCGAUCGUUCGACAAGAACUGUCCAGCUACAUAUCUGAUGCUUUAGAUCAUGCACCUUCAAUUGUUAUCUUUGAUGAUCUUGACAGCAUUAUUUCAUCCUCUUCUGACUUGGAAGGAUCCCAACCAUCAACCUCUGUUGCUGCACUUACAGAAUUUCUAACGGACAUUAUGGAUGAAUAUGGGGAAAAGCGGAAGAGCUCAUGUGGAAUUGGUCCUGUUGCCUUUGUAGCUUCAGUCAAGUCUCUGGAGAAUAUACCACAGUCAUUAAGCUCUUCAGGAAGGUUUGACUUCCAUAUUCAACUGCCUGCUCCUGCUGCCUCAGAACGCAGGGCUAUAUUGAAGCAUGAAAUUCAGAGGCGCUCCUUACAAUGUUCCGAUGAAAUCUUGCUAGAAGUAGCUUCCAAAUGCGAUGGCUAUGAUGCAUAUGAUCUGGAAAUAUUGGUUGAUAGAUCUGUUCAUGCUGCGGUUGGACGUUUUUUGCCUUCUCAUUCUGCAUUUGAGGUGGAUGGAAAGCCCACAUUAUUGAAGGAAGAUUUUUCCCUGGCAAUGCAUGACUUCCUUCCGGUUGCUAUGCGUGACAUCACUAAGUCUACUCCCGAAGCUGGUCGCUCUGGGUGGGAUGAUGUUGGUGGUCUUAGCGACAUUCGGAAUGCCAUUCAGGAGAUCAUUGAGUUGCCUUCAAAGUUCCCAAAUACCUUUUCACAAGCUCCUUUAAGGUUGCGGUCAAACGUUCUCUUAUAUGGCCCCCCUGGUUGUGGCAAGACACAUAUAGUGGGUGCUGCUGCUGCUGCUUGUUCCUUGAGAUUUAUGUCAGUCAAAGGACCAGAGCUCUUAAAUAAAUACAUCGGAGCUUCUGAGCAAGCUGUUCGGGAUAUUUUCACCAAAGCAGCUGCUGCAGCACCAUGCCUUCUCUUUUUUGAUGAAUUUGAUUCUAUUGCACCAAAAAGAGGGCACGACAAUACAGGAGUAACCGAUCGUGUUGUUAAUCAAUUUCUAACGGAACUGGAUGGUGUUGAAGUUUUGACUGGUGUAUUUGUGUUUGCUGCAACAAGUAGACCGGAUUUACUUGAUGCUGCACUGUUGAGACCCGGUAGGCUAGAUCGCCUUCUGUUCUGUGAUUUUCCAUCUCCACAUGAAAGGUUGGAUAUCCUUAGAGUUCUCUCUCGGAAGCUUCCAUUGGCCAGUGAUGUUGAUUUAGAUGCCAUAGCUUGUACAACUGAAGGAUUUAGUGGGGCUGAUCUGCAAGCCCUGCUUUCAGAUGCACAGCUUGCAGCAGUUCAUGAGCUUCUGGGCAGCGUGGAUACCAUUGUGCCAAACAAAAAGCCAGUAAUAACUGAUGCUCUUUUGAAGUCAACUGCUGCAAAGGCAAGACCAUCUGUUUCAGAAACCGAGAUGCAAAGACUAUAUAGUAUUUACAGAGAGUUUCUGGAUUCAAAGAGAUCUGUUGCUGCACAGUCAAGAGAUGCCAAAGGCAAGAGGGCAACCCUAGCAUGACGAAUUACAAGGGUCUUGUAACCAGGUGGAGCAGAAUGUGCUGCUAUAUGGUAUACCAUGCUACUUAUUUACAUUUUUGGUUGCUCAUUUCUGCCACUCUAUUUUCUUUUUCCCGAAAAAUGAAUUGGGUGCGAGAGCAGGGAUUUUAAAUAUAUAACCCAUUCGAGAAUUUGCAAAAGUUCAUCUUUAAUCAUUCAAAAGUUUAUGAAAUCGUGGAAAAGAUUUAAAGAAA
This is a messenger RNA of Juglans microcarpa x Juglans regia, 3886 nucleotides long. Its product is annotated as peroxisome biogenesis protein 1. NCBI's taxonomy places the organism in Eukaryota, Viridiplantae, Streptophyta, Magnoliopsida, Fagales, Juglandaceae. The transcript has 17 exons. Bases 241 to 3654 code for a protein of 1137 amino acids. Gene Ontology annotation, cellular component: cytosol; peroxisome; peroxisomal membrane. Gene Ontology annotation, molecular function: ATP hydrolysis activity; ATP binding. Gene Ontology annotation, biological process: protein import into peroxisome matrix. The record is from RefSeq and is a predicted model, not a curated record.